Epinephelus fuscoguttatus (brown-marbled grouper) is the source of this 3071-nucleotide messenger RNA. It is a transcript of the gene tmem187, whose product is annotated as transmembrane protein 187. The record is from RefSeq and is a predicted model, not a curated record. Gene Ontology annotation, cellular component: transport vesicle. The transcript has a single exon. The coding region runs from base 259 to 1044 and encodes 261 amino acids. NCBI's taxonomy places the organism in Eukaryota, Metazoa, Chordata, Actinopteri, Perciformes, Serranidae.
CUUUAACUUAGUUGGUGGAGUUUUACAAAUGACCAGUAGAGGGCAGCUAAAAGGCUUUGCUGCGUAUAGGCUGCCGUAAAUUCUAUUGAAAGAACAAGAACAAGUAGCCAAUCCGAAUCCUCCAUUUUCAAUCACGUGAUUUUAAAACCCGGAACAACAACAACAGCUUGGACUUUUGAUCCCAGACUCUCAGGGAACUUUUAAAAACAUUCCCAGAGCUCCAGUUUUAGUUUAUGAUAUGUUUUCUAUGAAGCAGUAAUGAAGUCGGCUCUGCUUCAUGUCUCGGUGCCUUUCGUGCUCUGUGUCGCCUUGGCGAACACCCGUCUGUUUGACGAAGUGAAGGUGGACCUGUCCUUUGACCACUAUGCAGAGAAGGUGGUUGAUUAUCUUCCCGGCUUCCUGGCGAUGCCCUGCAACUGUCUAAUUAACCUGGGUUAUAUCUGCACGGGACUGUACUGGCUGUUUUGGCGCGGAGGCGUCCAGGAAACGCACGAGAGCAGGUACAUGAGACAGGUGUUCGCCUUCAUGGCUGUCUUCUACGGUCCCGUGCAGUGGACGCGCCUGUCGAUGCUAAGUCGCGCGCCCGCCGUGCUCGACCAGUGGUUGACCUUACCGAUCUUCGCCUGGGUUCCGGUGUGGAUCAGCUUCGCAGAGCUCGGGCCGGCGAAGUGGCGCGCGACGCACGCGGCAGCGCUCGAGCUGCUCUCCAUCCUCAGCUACGGGCUGGCGCUGGUGCACGAGCGCGGCUUCGAGGCGGCGCUGGGCUGUCACGUCGCCCUGGCGAUGUACAAGGGAGUUCGCGUGCAGCUGGCGCACGGGGAUGGUCGCACGCGGCGAUAUCUGCUGCUGGCGGUGCUGUCAUGUUCGGGGUUCGUGGUGCUGAAGCUGCUGGAUCACUGGCUCGCUCGGUACCGGCCCUUCCAGCGGUUCACCGGACACUUCUGGUCCAAAGUGUGUGACGUGCUGCAGUUUCACUUCAGCUUCUGUUUCCUGACCGCACUGACACACAGAGCUCAGGAGAAGACUGCAGCACAGCAGGACUGAGACAGCAGAGAAGAAGAGCCAUGAUGAACUUGUAGAAGAGGAAGAGUCCAGAGACAAUUCGCUUAAAUCUCAGAGUGCUUUUGUACUAUCAGGCCUGAAAGAUGUUGUAUAAGUUUUGUGAGAAACCCAGAAAAGCAAACCACCAAUACCUUAUAUUUCUACAUUAUUUUGUUACAGAUAUGUUUAAACUUUAAACCUUAAAACCUCCGGUCUGAAAUACCAUCCUCUAACCCAGGAGUGCAGAGACGGAAGAUGGCCGUUCCCUGUGCUAAAUCAACAUGGCGGCUGCUGUCGGUUCUGGGCCUGGAGGGAGGAGGCUGAACGAGCAUCCUGCUGAUGAUGGAGCAAGACUGAGGAAGAAAGCUGGAGGCCAGGGUCAGAUGGGCAGUGACUUGGCCGCCACUGCCGACCCACCAACUGGAGGGUGUUGUGGUUAAGGGUCGAAACACUCAAGGAAGGUUGGGUCCCACCUGACGACAUCUGAUCCUGGUCGAAAGCUGCGUGUAACGGGUGUAUUUUGCAACUAUUUUUGCAACUUAAAACUUUAAAUUUCUUAACACGGCUGCAGUGAAGUUGUGGUGAGGUGUAGGCACAAUAAACAGUUGGUUAUGGUUAGGAAAACAUCAUGUUUUGGCUGAAAACACCACAUCUGGUGGCACAAAAGCAACUGGAAACGCUGUGAUGUGUUAAGGGUCGCCAAAAAACAGCUGGUGUCGUUGUGUGUUGGACUCAAGCAGUGGCCUGCAGCUUGGCAGCCAUCUGUACUGUAGGUGACAUGCCAUCCACCAUUCCCUCCACCUCCCAAUAACAAAGUCAGCUCAUGUAUUAUGUAACUUUAGAAAGUAUGAUACACAAAAACCUGCAAAUGUUUUGUGGUUUGCAGAAACAUACAAUGCCAACAUUUUCCUCUGGCGACUGGGCUUUAGUGGGAUAUUACACCACCAAUACUUAAUGUCCUGCAUUCUGGUCAAGUUUUAUGCACAGAUUUGUACCUUUGCUGCAUCAAUGUUUAAUGUAAAUGUCUUUGAUUUUGUCAAAGUUAAAGUCCUCUGAUGCUUCCAUGUUUUUUCAAGAGGACAAAUGCAUGUUCUUAAUAUCAAGGGGGGCGUGUCCCCUGCAUCCCCCCCGAAAUUUACACCCAUGCAAGCCACAGGGGCAUUUAUACCUUUAACAGUAAACUGUGAUUUAAAAUGUUUGAUACUUAAAUGAUUCUUAAAUGAUCUUGUAAUCAUAAAUGUAACUUGUUGCUUAGAAAAAGUAUGGACCAACGUCAUCUCCUGCCUCUGAUGCAUAAACUGACUGACUGAUGCAUAAAAAGCGACAUUUGCGAAUGUGGCUGAUGUCACGUACUAAAUGCUGACAUGUUUCUGUGAAUCUCACAUGACAGAGCACAGAGGUGGAGCGUGUUCAUGUGUUUCUCAGGUGUAGACACUCAUUUCACAUGUGAAGUUUCCCAAAUAAGUUUUUCAGACAUUUCACACGUGAUAAAUUUACAUUAAAUUAAUGUGUCUUUCAGAUAUUGCACAAAUAAAAUGCCAAAAAUCACAUUAAUGUACAGUGCUGUUUCAUAUGUGAUCAAGUGAUGAAUGGGCACACAUGUUUUUUUGGUCAUUUCACAUGUGAAAACAUUAAUGUGGUGGUUUGUUUUUUGCAAGUGUAAAGUUGAGAAAUUUUAAGCCAGCAAAAAUAGAUAGUAGAUAAAGGAUUUAAUAUUUUUCUUGGCAGUGUGGUGAGGGGUUUGAAACUGCUUUUUGAGCUUCAGUAUGGGCAAUAGAAUUUAACGCUUGACUGAAAGGAUAAAGUAUAUAUAUAUUUAGAAAAUAAAAACGAAAAUAUACAUUGUAAGUUAAAGUUUCUGAUACACCAAUUUGAUCCUAAUGCCAUUGGAAUUUGGAUUUAGGCAUUUCAAUGUUUUCCUCAAAAUUCGCUGUAUUAAGAAUGUAUAGCAAGAUACAUCCUUGUCUCAAAAACUCAUAGAGUGAAAAGAUGCUGAAAUAGAAAACCUCUUGUCUUUAUAAUCUGAAUCC